AAAAAUUCAAGCAAGAUACGACUCUAUUUCUCCCUGCCUCCUCCAACCCUUGUAACUUGUGAAACUACCAUAGGUAGCCAGAACUACUUGUCCAUCAAGACCGGGAACGACAACCCCUCGCCUGAACAGCCGCCAUCACCUUCACAAAACCCUAUCUGAACAGAAGCAGCCAACGGGAACAACGCCAACAUUUUAAAAUAUUAUUUUGAGUUGUAUGAAUACCCAAUUAACAAUCAGAAGAAGCAGUAAUUAAUUAAUUUAAGAAGUAAGAGGAAGAUGAAAGGAGGAAGGAAGAAUAUGAAGAGAGCAGCAGUAGCAGAGGAACACAAUUUAAGUCUUGAAGAUGGGCAAAGCAUCAUGCAAGUUGUUUCUCUCAGGGGUUCCAAUCUUAUUGAGGUAAUGGAUGCAAGAGGCGGGAAGUCACUAGCUUUGUUUCCGGCUAAAUUUCAGAAGAGUAUGUGGAUAAAAAGAGGAAGUUUUGUCGUGGUUGAUGAAAGUGGCAAGGAAAAGGCUUUGGAGUCAGGCAGCAAAGUGGCAUGUAUUGUUUCUCAAGUUCUCUAUUAUGAACAUGUCCGUGUGCUUCAGAGAUCUCCUGAAUGGCCAGAGAUUUUCAAAUCUACAGCUCUGGAUGAUUCUUGUGGAAGUCUGAACAUAACCAAUGGCCAACUUGAAGAGAAUGAGCUUGAAUCAAGUGAUGAUGAUGGGCUUCCUCCAUUAGAAGCAAAUAUGAACAGAAUCAAGCCACCAGAAUGGGAACAAUCUGAUACAGAGUCCAAUUCAGGAUCAGAUACGGAUUCUUAACUUUAUGACAUGUGAAACCCUUGCAGCGAUAGAUUCUUGUCCAACAUUACAUUACAUUAAAUGCUGAUGAAGAAAAAUGUGUAUUUGUUGAAACAUUGAUUAUUAUUUGCUGGAAAUUGGGUUUUUUAAGCA
Molecule: messenger RNA, 933 nt
Organism: Populus nigra (black poplar)
Lineage: Eukaryota; Viridiplantae; Streptophyta; Magnoliopsida; Malpighiales; Salicaceae
Exons: 4
Coding region: 277-801 (174 amino acids)
Biological process (GO): translational initiation
Cellular component (GO): nucleus
Molecular function (GO): translation initiation factor activity; RNA binding
Source: RefSeq, a predicted model, not a curated record